AUAAUAUGUUAAACCUGUCAAAAAUAAAAUUAUCUUUCACAACAAAGUUUAUAUAAGAAUGCAUAUUAUGUAAACGUUUCAGUAUUAUAUUAGCAAAAAUUUUUAAUUAAAUUUUUUUUAAUAUUUGUUUUCUACAGAAUACUGUCUAUAUAUGUAUAGAGGAGAAAACAAAUAAUUUAUUAUCUGUUAGAGUUCAGUAGUGAUUAACUUAUGCAUAUUACUAAUGUUGAUUAAAAUAUGAGUGGGAAGGAAUAUGAAUAUAACAGUUAGUAACCGACUUCGGUGAUACUUGGAAAAGAUUUUUAUAUACGUUCUCGCAUAUAUAGUGAAAAAUUAAAAAAAUAUUUAUUUGAAAAAAAAAGUGCAGGAAAUGUUUUAUAAUGUCUAAUAUACCAGAUGUUGAUUUAAAAUUAUUAACGAAUGAGCAAAAGGAAUAUGCUGCCAUUGUUUUGAAUGAAACAAAAGAAAUUCGCGAUCAAAAGAUAGAAGAAAUAAGAGAGUGGAUUUUAAACAAUAAAGAAAUCUGCGCACGCACAGAUGAUAAUUUUAUUUUACUUUUUCUAAGAGGUUGUAAAUUUAAAGUAGAAAAAGUAAAAUGUAAAUUGCGAAAUUUUCAUCAUCAACGAGCAAUUAUGACAGAAUGGUUUUCCAAUAGAAAUCCACGUUUACCAGAAUUAACUGAAUUAUUUAAUCUUGGAGUUUUUUUGCCAUUAAAAAAAUUAGACGAAGAAGGUAGAAUGGUUAUAAUUAUAAAAGCAUCAGUUCAUGAUCCUCGUAAACACAAAUUUGCAGAUGUUAUUAAAGCUGGUAUGAUGGUUUUAGACGUGGCAACAAGAGACAAUGUUUCAGUUUCAUUGCAUGGAAUUGCAGCGAUAUUAGAUUUAAAAUCAGUAUCUCUUGGUCACGCCUUACAACUAACUCCAAACGUGAUAAAACAACUUGUUCAUUCAUGGCAAAAUUGUUAUCCAUUUAGAAUUGGUUAUUUGUAUUUUAUUAAUGCGCCAAUUUAUGUAAAUGUUGUGCUCAAUAUUUUUAAAAGUUUUAUGACUGAAAAAUUGCGAAAGAGAAUUCAUAUUCAUCGAAAAGAAAUUGCUGAAAAAAUUUCACCAAAUAUUCUUCCUAUUGAAUAUGGUGGCAUUGAUGAUAGUGUUGAAAAUUUGAAAGAUUAUUGGAAAAAAGUUGUUGAGGAAAACGAAGACUGGUUUUCUGAGAAUGAAAAGUAUAAAUUAAUGAUAUGAUUGAAAAUAAGAUUAUUAUUCAUUUAUGGGGACCAAAGAAAAACUAUUUGAAUAUAUUAAAUAAAAAUCUAUUUUUUAUUACAAUUUUUUAUAUUUAUAUUAUAUAGAGGUAGACGAAAAAAAGGAAUAAAGAAUAUAUAUAUUCAUGUUUUCAAAAA
Molecule: messenger RNA, 1396 nt
Organism: Leptopilina boulardi
Lineage: Eukaryota; Metazoa; Arthropoda; Insecta; Hymenoptera; Figitidae
Product: retinol-binding protein pinta-like
Exons: 6
Coding region: 381-1238 (285 amino acids)
Cellular component (GO): membrane
Molecular function (GO): phosphatidylinositol bisphosphate binding
Source: RefSeq, a predicted model, not a curated record